GCGAGCGCUGGCGCGAAAGCAUGCGGCGCGAGUCUCGUCGAGUACUUUCGUUCCGCGCGUUGUGAGCAACGCGCUCGCUCGCAGUGCGCGCAACAGGUCGCUCCCGUCGUUCGAAUCGUUCCCUCGGGACUGUGGAACAAGAUCGGAAAAUUUAUUUUUCGCGAUUACGAGGAACGGUCAUCGAAGAGAACGUCGGUUUCUUUCAAUCGUUCGCCGAAAAUCGCUCUCACAGCCGUGUCACGAUUUUCAUGAAGCUCUCGCUGGAGCAAGAGCGAACGAAACGCGAGUGGAUCGCGGGCGUGUAGGUGAGUGUAAACAAUCGGCGCGUUCCUUCUUACUCUCACGUCUUCUCGUACCUUUUCCUAAAAAUUUCACCUCCGUUCUAACAUCCUACGCUCCGAUCUCUCUUUUAACGCGCGGCGCCGAUAUACGCGCGUGCAUUUCGCGUUUCCGAGAAAGGAUCGGUCGACGCACAUCGGCGAGAACGGCUUUUCCUCGCCGAGGAUAUUACGCGAGUGGCAUUGUCAGCCUCUUACAUAACGCUGCCGUGUGCGGCAGGAACGAUGAGAAUCUUCCCAGAGUGCAACGACGAGGUAUAAUUCGAACGUUUGAUAAACACACGUUUAUCGAUCUCGAGACAAUCGAUUGUUUUUUUACCCGCGAUCGUCGUCCACUGAUAACGAUCGACCGUACGAUCCGGUCGCCGCACGAUCGAGGAUCGACCUCAAAUGCCUGUAUUUGGCGUGAAAGCCAAGGUGGCCGUUCCCGUUUGAUAGAUCCUCAGUGUCGCGCGGUCCUAAAAUGGAUUCGAGCGCGAUCGAACAAGCCCGCUUCGCAUUUUCAACCAAAAUGGCGACGUCCUUGGCGAGGUCACGUGUCCAGCGUGGUCGCCGUCCACUUGUUGGUCGCUCUCGCUUAAAUCGCAUGGUUUUCGCGCGUGUCUCACCGCGCGUUGAAAUCACCGCCGCGACGAUGCCGCGCCGCGCGUCGGUUCCGCGCGCGCAAUUUUAUCUCGAUCUAUUUAACGAACAAGAGCUUCGCCACUGUCGAUUAACGCUAAUUUAAUCUCCCGUUGUCCGCAUUGUUUACGCAGCGAUCGGAGCUGCAGAAGCGCGGUCAAAGUUAAUGAGACGUUAGUGAAAUCUCGUCGAUGUAGUUUUUCGAAGAAAUGCAAGUGCGGAGUGCGUAUAUCAAUUAUGGACUUCUUUCUCUGAACUAAUGGCUGCACAUAUUUAUUGAAACUUUACUUUUUAAGCUUUGUAAAUAAUCUGGGAAUAAAUUUUUGUUAACAUUAUGUUUAAGAAAUUUAUGAAAAAAGUUUGGUGAAAAAUCUCUCUGUACAAAACGUUUUGCGAAUGUCGUAAAAGAAAUUGUGAGAAAUAUUUGAAUUUAUUGUAUUAGCUCAGAUAACGUAAAGUCCAAAAUUAGAAUAUAAAACGUCUCAAAGAUGUCUAUAUUAAAGAUAUCUUGAAGAUAUCUUUGCGAAAAACCUCUUAUGUCCCAAAUGUUUGGAUCUUAUGUUGUUUGGGAAGGAUCCUGCUGCAUUAAUUAUUUAAAAUAUGUCUUAAGAAAGAAACAGAUAAUUCGACAGAUGUAUAAAAAAAGAUAAGAUUACCACUUUCUAUUAAGAUAUUAAUUUGAUGACACAUUACUCUCAAGGAUCAUUACGUUACUCCUUACGUGAAUUUUUUACUGUUACUCUUGCAAGUUCAUCCUGUUCUAGACAACAUGCGUAAAAUGUCACGGACUUCUCGAGUUAUUCGCUUUUACGCGCUGACGCAUCUCUGACGUCACACGCAUAUCCAAUAAGCAGAGCGUGAGCAGAAAGCCUUAUUGUUCAUGGUCCAUCAGUGAAGCCCUCCUUGCAACGACAGACAAGUAACAGGAACAUCAGGAACUACGUAGCAGACAUGAUCGAAUGAUGGAGGUGAUUUCGACACGCCGAUACGAGGCCCGUCCACCGGCGAAUACCCACUCCUCUAUUCUCGUUGACCCUGAGAACUCCGUGGCAUUAAUCAAAGAAGAGGAAUGGGAGACCCGCAAGAAAAAGGAGAUUACCACCACGCGGCAGAUCGAGACGAGGGUGAAGCGGCAGGUCGUCCUCGAGGAUGGCGAGGUCGUCGUCGAUUCCGGACCUCUUGUCACUACGAACACGACCGAAGACGUCGAGCAACAGGAGCAUACGACUCAGGAGAGACGCACGACCGGGGAUCAGCCGCAGGAGGUCGACUGGCGGCCGGCGGCAGGUGGUAUUGUGACCGGAAAUGGCGGUAACGUCGUGCAAAAGGAGCUGAACGAGACGGUGAUGCGGAGCCGCGAGGAGAUCGAGGAGAGACUCGAGACGGAGGAUCGUCAGCAGUUGGGAGAUAUCUCGGACGAGGCAUACCAGAAGGCGGUGAGUAACAAUAGGGGCGAUUUGCGAGUCGCCCUUGCCGAAUCCUCGAAACAGUUGGCGCCGCAGUCCGGCCCGCGGGUCAUCCAGCACACGACUAGGUCGAACAAAGUCAUCGACACCGAGAAGACCUUGGAGAAAAAGGAACUGAAGGCUGAUGGAUUAAUCGUUACCGAGAAGAAGCGAACGGUCGAGCACGAAGAGAUUAAAGACGACGAGGUUCCGGACGACGGGAAGGACGACGACGACGCCUCUGAAACGAAGAAGGAAAGCUCGCAGAGAUACAUCAAGAAGAGGGAAGAGGACGUGGUGGACUACAUCUCGGCCGGCGAGAGAGUCGGCCGAGAAAUGCGCUACGUUGCAGAGACAACCGAAGGAGAACGAAUAGGCGACUGGUCACCAUCACCGACGGGCAUGCGGACGACUCGUUUUCACAAGUACCCCGGUUUCUCGGAUGCCGCUCGAAAAGAUGCUCUGACGAAGAAACCAUUGGAUCUCGAGGAAGAGGACGAGGCGAGGAAAUUCGAAACAUCGAAAUGGCUGGAAAGCCAUUUCGGCAGCGAUUCGCGUUCCUCGCACGGGUCCCUCGAUGCCGAUGACUCUCCUCUUCCAACCAGCACUAACACGAGUUACAUUAAUGUCACCAUGAAAUCCUGCACGCCGAAGGAGCGUGACUAUCAGAAUGUAAGUUCGAGCCGCAAUCAGCGACGUGGUCGAGAAUCGGACUCGCCUGCAGGAUAUUUUCAUGGAAUCAGUGAAUGGUCGGAACGGUAUCAAGGAAAAGAGAAGCAAAAUCAUGUGCGAUCGAACUCUCCAGUUCGGUACGUGGAAUCUUCACGUACCAACGGACAUGCUCACGGACAUAAGCGAAAUCAAGUUGAAUCAUCAUAUUCGAAAACUUACGAAUCGUUCCGACGCGAUUAUCAGGAUUCUGUCGAGGAGCGGCAACGUACACCUUCCCCGCCGCUACGUCGGAGAUCGAAAGAACAAUGGGCAAAAUCUGAGGAAAAAAUCAGUUCGUACGAGCCACCGUCAGGUCGUACUUCAAGUCCGGUACACGUGGUGCAAAGAACUUGGGAGAGUCGUAAUCGUGACGUUCAAGCACAGACACCCGAGCGCGAUUACAGAAGUACUUCGCCACGAUCGCGAUCAAUCUCGCCAAAGUCGCCAAUAAACGGCCGCGAGGAGAAGAAGUCAGAUAGUUCACGAGCAUCAAAGGGUCAUGGACCCAAGUAUAAGAUCGGCGAAUCCUUUCGGAAGCUGGUGGGCAAAUUACGAUCAGCCAGCACGGAGAGAAAGAAUAAACGGGGUGGUUUGACCUCGCAAUUGACGCAAACCGACGACAAUGGGCCGACCUAUCUGCAAUACAACGUGAUCGACAGGAACAUUCCUUUCGUGAGCGAAAGGGACACGAUGGAUGACAAUAAACCACCGGAGAGACCGCCGCGAUCGCCGCGGAACGCGUCGAACAAGGCCACGAAGAUCACCAGGACGGCCGAUCAUGGUGUCCAGGAGUGGCAACGCAGCGAAUCCACACCGCCGCCUUUGCAGAGGUAUUACUUGGGCGAGGAUCCCUUCGGCGGUAGUAUCUACGGCCGUGAAAAAGGAUACGAGAACGACAGAGACCGGCUGCGACACGGAAGACCACGUGGCUCCGGUAAAAUUGCCGUAGAAUCCGAGCACAGCGUCGCCUCCAGCUCCCUCGGCAGGUUUAGCAAGUCCACCAGCAAACUGAUCAGCGAUUACGAGAGGGAGGAGCACUUCCGGUCCACCCAGACCUUACCGCGGAGUCUGCAUUCCACCGGUGACGGACAAUCGGCUCGCUCCCAGACUAGACGGCACCUGCAGGCACCGAACAUCGGCAGGCACGGCGCACCCGGUAAACUGGGCCAGCAGCACAGCAGCAUGAUCAACAUAUCGAUCAAGAACACGGUGAGCACGUCGCCCAAGGUGCCGAACGCCACGUCCGCUUACAGCACGCUUCAGGCACCGCCGAAACCCGAGCGUACGUACAAGUCGUCGCUGUCGCGCAGCAAAAGCUUCAACGUCGAGGCCGACAAGAACGGCGUCGACGCGCCGAUCCGUGCACCGUAUACCUCCAAUUUGCACCUGAACCGCCUGGACGAGACGCCGCCGCUGAAGAGUCCCGGAAUUCUCGCCAGCAUUAGCCGUAGUAACAGGGAUCUGUUAAGAGACGGUAAAUAUUGAGGUGGCCGUCAGUGACGUAAUAAAUCAUAUAUCCUUCUUUCGGACGCUGAA
This is a messenger RNA of Wasmannia auropunctata (little fire ant), 4651 nucleotides long. RefSeq lists its product as uncharacterized. The record is from RefSeq and is a predicted model, not a curated record. The coding region runs from base 1919 to 4600 and encodes 893 amino acids. NCBI's taxonomy places the organism in Eukaryota, Metazoa, Arthropoda, Insecta, Hymenoptera, Formicidae. The transcript is spliced from 12 exons.